Penaeus chinensis is the source of this 849-nucleotide messenger RNA. Its product is annotated as nascent polypeptide-associated complex subunit alpha, muscle-specific form-like. The coding region runs from base 1 to 849 and encodes 282 amino acids. The record is from RefSeq and is a predicted model, not a curated record. NCBI's taxonomy places the organism in Eukaryota, Metazoa, Arthropoda, Malacostraca, Decapoda, Penaeidae. The transcript has 5 exons.
AUGGUCAGUUGGGUAUCGCGAGAGUUGCACGUUUUCUAUGAGACGCCCAUGAACGUGCGAACAUCUGCGCGUCCCUUCGCUGCAUUUCCUUGCCCGCCGACUCCUUCCUGUAGGGGGAUUCGGGGAAAACCGCUGCGGACGGGAAAGCGAGCCGGCAUUCCUGAGGUCGCGGGAUCCCCGAUAUCGUAUGAAGCCGAAACCGAAGCCCAAGUGCCUCGGAGACCUCCGACGGCGGCCGCGGCAGGGAAGCCGUUCACUGAACAGCGGCAGCGACGAGGCCUGCCUUCCUAUCGGCCGUCGGGGGCGCCCAAAGUCUCACCCGCCGAAGGAGAGCGUGUGCACGUGGGCAUUUUUCAAACGGCUCGUCCCUGGCCCGCGCCGCGAACUCUCGGCCGAAGCUGGACUGCUGCUCAUGGCUUAAGGGUUAUAGUUGUGGGUUCUGGGUUAUACGUUGCAGACAAUUCAUUCCAUCGGAACAACUACGCCCAGACAGCGCCAGAAGCUCCCACCAGCCGAGCCUCACGAGCACUUUUCUCUUCACCUUCGACAACACUCUCUUUCCCGCCUCUGAAUGAGAGUCAAACACGUCUUCCGUCAACAAAACCUGUCGCGUGCAAGGAGGCCCUGUCCGCCCCGCCGCGCAGAGGUGCCCCGGGCAUCCAGGCAACACCGCGGUCGCCCUCCUCGAGGCCCGCCCUUAAAGUCCCCCUCCCGCUUAUCUCUGUCAUCUGGGCCAUUCCUCCUCCGCCCGGCCAUAGCACGGGCGAAAGGCCUCGCACGAACAAGGGAAAGCCUCCAGCGGGUACAAGUGCGCUCUUAAAUGACAGAAGUCGCCGAGCGCCGUAUUGA